Molecule: messenger RNA, 2771 nt
Organism: Melopsittacus undulatus (budgerigar)
Lineage: Eukaryota; Metazoa; Chordata; Aves; Psittaciformes; Psittaculidae
Product: solute carrier family 23 member 1-like
Exons: 12
Coding region: 1-1875 (624 amino acids)
Biological process (GO): transmembrane transport
Cellular component (GO): membrane
Molecular function (GO): transmembrane transporter activity
Source: RefSeq, a predicted model, not a curated record
AUGACCACCUCCUCAGACAAAGAGCUCAACGGGCUAGAUAACCCCAGCUUCAUGGGUGAAGAUGGGAGACACUACUGCUCCUCACUGGAUCAUGCUGCCCAGGACCCAGAGGAAGGCAGGGACAUGGGCCACGGUGGCAUCAAGCUUGCCUACACUGUCAUGGAUGUGCCUCCCUGGUACCUGUGCAUCCUGCUGGGCAUUCAGCAUUUCCUGACAGCCCUGGGAGGUCUCAUAGCCAUCCCGCUGAUCCUCUCCAAAGAGCUUUGCCUCCAGCAUGACCUCCUCACCCAGAGCCAUCUGAUCAGCACCAUCUUCUUUGUCUCAGGCAUUUGCACCCUGCUGCAGGUCCUCUUUGGAGUCAGGUUGCCUAUUAUUCAAGGAGGAACUUUUGCAUUCCUGACCCCCACCCUGGCCAUGCUGUCCCUCCCCAAGUGGAAGUGCCCUUCUUGGACACAGAAUGCCACCCUGGUGAAUGCCUCUUCACCAGAGUUCAUUGAAGUCUGGCAGACGCGGAUGCGAGAGUUGCAAGGAGCUAUCAUUGUAGCUUCCUGCUUCCAAAUCUUCGUUGGAUUUUCUGGCUUGAUCGGAUUCCUGAUGAGGUUCAUUGGCCCCCUGACAAUUGCGCCCACUAUCACCUUGGUUGCACUUCCUCUCUUUGACUCUGCUGGGGACGAGGCUGGGCAGCACUGGGGCAUAGCGUUCAUGACUGUUUCUUUCAUAGUUCUGUUCUCUCAGUACCUGAAAGACAUCCCUGUGCCACUGCCAUCUUACCAGGGAGGCAUGAAGUGCCACCUCUCCCCAGUCUACCUCUUCCAGAUCUUCCCGGUGCUGAUGGGGCUAUCCCUGAGCUGGCUGCUCUGCUACCUGCUGACGGUGACUGACGUCCUCCCUGCAGACCCCACGGCCUAUGGCCACCUGGCCCGGACGGACAUCCGUGGGGAUGUUUUAUCUCAGGCUCCCUGGUUUCGGCUGCCUUACCCAGGCCAGUGGGGAAUGCCAACGGUCAGCCUGGCUGGGAUAUUUGGCAUCUUAGCAGGGGUGAUUUCCUCCAUGCUGGAGUCGGUGGGAGAUUACUACGCCUGCGCCCGCCUGGCCGGGGCCCCACCACCACCCAAGCACGCCAUCAGCCGUGGCAUCGGGGUAGAAGGCAUCGGCUGCCUCCUGGCUGGUGCCUGGGGGACAGGGAACGGCACCACCUCAUACAGCGAGAACGUGGGGGCCCUGGGCAUCACCAAGGUAGGAAGUCGAAUGGUGAUCAUUGCUGGUGCCUGCACCAUGCUCCUCAGCGGUAUCUCUGGGAAAGUCGGCGCAAUGCUUGCCAGCAUACCCACCCCCGUGAUCGGAGGCAUGUUCCUUGUGAUGUUUGGAGUUAUCACGGCAGUGGGGAUUUCCAAUUUGCAGUACACUGAUAUGAACUCCUCAAGAAACAUCUUUAUCUUUGGAUUUUCUGUAUUUGCUGGCCUCACGGUUCCCAACUGGGCAAACAAAAAUAGUACACUGCUGGAAACAGGAAUCAUCCAGCUGGACCAGGUGAUCCAGGUGCUUCUCACCACUGGCAUGUUUGUAGGUGGACUCCUGGGGUUUAUCCUUGACAACACCAUUCCAGGAACACAGGAGGAGCGGGGGCUCCUGGCAUGGAAGCAUAGCCACAAGGGAGAGGCAGACAUCUCUGAGCUCAUUUCCAAGGUGUAUGAUCUUCCAUUUGGCAUAGGCACCAAAUACUGCGCUGUCUCUUGGUUUCGGUAUCUCCCUGCUUGCCCCAAAAGGCACCCUCAUUGCAAGAGAAUGGAUGAACUGAAGGCUGCCAAACAGGAAAGCAUGGUUAGAGCAAGCUCAGAAAGAGACUCUGAGAUAGGUGCUGAUACAAGGAUAUAAGCACCUUCCUAUCUCGGAAGCAGAGGUCUGAAAAGGAUGUCUGCAGCCCACAUCAUUUGAACAUGAGCUGGCAGCUGUCAGAGGCUGGAGCGGGAGAAUGAUAAUGCCUUUCUCUUCCCAGCUGUGCCCCCUGCACCUCAAGGGAGUAAUUUUUCUCCUCUCUGCUACUGCCUGCCCACCUCUAGGAAGAACAUAUUCCCUCUUCAGGGAACACCAAAGCCCAAGAAAUGCUUGGAAAAGAUGUUCAGUUUCCUUCCUUGCACUGAACCUUGGGGACCCCAAGGAGCAGCUGUUUAGCUGAAGCAGAGCUCUUCCUGUCCUCUGUCCUGGCUGCCCAAGAAACCACAGAAGAUAUCCCUGAUGUGGGCCCUGUACCAGUCUCAGGUAUCCCUAGGGCUGAGGCUAAUCCCCACCACCUUAAAGAUCUGUAAUGGCAAUGCCCACCUCUCAGCUUGUGGUUUACACUCAUCCUAGCCAAGGGGAAGGAGUGGGCACCUUUAGGUCAUGAUUAUUCUCAUUCCAUAUUCCCAUAAAGUCAGUCAAAUGAAUGCAGUUUUAAGGGAGGUGUCUAAGGUUAAUGGGCUUGAUUGUCUUCUGAACAUGCCUCUCCUAUCUUAGACUGCAGAGGGAAUCUAGAGACCACCUGGUCUUGACUUAACAAAAAUUCAGCUUCACUGCAACGAAUCCCUGAGCAGCCUCAGGGAAGCCAGCUUUCCCAGAGCACCAAACCCUACAAAGAUGAAGCAGACAAUUCUUCUGCUCACAGUGAGAUGCAUCCCUGUUUACUGCUAUGUCCUGUGUCCCCUCCACUGUACCUCUUUGGUCUGGUCAUUGUCCAGUGACAACCACUUCUCUGGAAAACAGUUUGCAGAUUCUUGUUCCUGUCCACUCUCAGC